Drechmeria coniospora is the source of this 735-nucleotide messenger RNA. RefSeq lists its product as uncharacterized. NCBI's taxonomy places the organism in Eukaryota, Fungi, Ascomycota, Sordariomycetes, Hypocreales, Ophiocordycipitaceae. The transcript has a single exon. The record is from RefSeq and is a predicted model, not a curated record. The coding region runs from base 1 to 735 and encodes 244 amino acids.
AUGUCCGCCGCAGUAGCCGCAACACCAUCUCAUCCGAACCCUCUUCUCCGGUCCAUGCCCAAGAAGAAGAGCAUGUCCAUCACGCAAACAUACUACCUCGCCCACAAGGCGCGGGCCAAGCUCUCCCGCGAGGCGGCCCAACCCGACCACGACCUGAGGCUGCUGGUCGGGCACGCCAACCUCCUCGACUCUCUCAUGUUCGAGCUCGCCGACGCCGAGCGGGAGCAGGAGCGCUGGUUCAACCAAUCGGUCCGGGGCGCCAGCAAGUCCGCCGACCGCCGCGUCCAGUGGGCGGAUCGCAUCGUCGAGCAGGUCGAGGAGGACGAGUUUGACGACUCCGACUCGUCCGACGCCAGCUCCGACUCCGGCUCCGAGUCCGAAUUGGACUACGAGGGCGACGACGUCGAGAUGACCAACGCCGUCUCCUCCCGCGUCCCCGUCAUCCGGACCGUCUCCGUCGACGAGGACGAGGCUGAGAUGGGCGACGACCUCGAGGAGGACUACGCCCAGCUCGAGCUCGUCCGGACGCCAUCCCACUCCAGCUCCCCUCCGGAGCUCGUCGACUACGACUCCGAAUCGUCCGACGACGAUUCGAUGCCUCCCUCGCCCGCCGACGCCACGCUGUCGUACGACGAGAAGGAUGUCGGUGAGCAAGAUGCGCUGUACGAGCACGACGGAUACUACGCCUCGCGGAGAACACCGGCGGGCCUCGUGUCCGCCAUCUCCGUCUACUGA